Molecule: messenger RNA, 10548 nt
Organism: Pocillopora meandrina
Lineage: Eukaryota; Metazoa; Cnidaria; Anthozoa; Scleractinia; Pocilloporidae
Source: the annotation of a GenBank genome assembly
ACGAAGAGAAACUGAUUAUUUUCACGAGGAACUAGAGUCUCUUUGAGAGAAAUCCAAUUUCGGCCUUAGUUAUGGUCAAGGAGACGACACUUUACGGUAAAAUUUUGAAUUAACUCUUACUUAGUUAGCUUAGUGUUGUUUUCUUCCAAAAUUUUCGUCCUUAAUGUGGAGAUCGUCAAGAUAAUUAUUCGCCGGGUGUGCUCCGGUCCGCAUGGACGCAUGACAACGGAUCUUGUGAGAGGCAAUUGUAACAGGAAUGUAGAAUUUGAUCCCUAAUUCUUCUUUCAGAAACUCUUGGCGUAGAUCCGUCUGCUACCCCAAGUGAAAUUAAGAAAGCUUAUCGUAAACUCGCCUUGAAGUAUCAUCCGGAUAAAAAUCCAGAUGCCGGCGACAAAGUAAGUAACAUUUAGCCUUGUGCAAUCAGUUUUUCGAGGUUUACUUUUGGGCUUUACUUCUUCACAAUGCACCUUUUUUUUUCAAGAAAUGUGUACCGUAUUCAGUAUUUUUGCUAUUUUAUGAUAGCACAAAAAUGAUUCUAGUCCAGUGUUCCUUAAUUGUAAAUAAAGAUUUUGUUGAUUGAUUAAAAUACAUAAGGACUUUGUUUGCAUCUACAUAGUUUGAUCAAUACAGAUCUAACUCGUAGCUACCAGUGGAUCUUAAUUGUAUGAAGUGUGUACGCUCAUUCGAUUUAUUAUCGAAAAACUACGCUGUAAUCAGAGUUAAAUCUUUUUAAUCCUCUUUAGUUUAAAAGGCACGUCUUGAUUAUCCAAUUGUAGUGCGGUUAGCUACGACUUACAGAUGUGUCUUUUCAUGUGUAAGCAGUUCGCAUUAAAUUUGGCCGUUGCAGAAAUGAAUCUUUGACUGCGCAUUACAUAUUCUUCUAAUUUAAGCGUUGAUUAAAUAUUUACGGUAGAGGUAUGGAUAUUUUUUGAAACUGUUAGAAAUGUAUUUAAAGUGAAAUUGCCGAGAUAGCUUUAUCAUACUCUAAAGGCUUGUGUGUUUACUAGAAAGAAUAUUUUUAACAACGAAACCAUCAAGAGAUUUACAGCAUAAGUCAAACAAUUUUCAGUUUCAUGUUUGAAACUUAAUUGUCUGACUUAAAAUGAUAUUUGUAAAGAUGCUUGUCUGCAGAUAUUAUCUACCACAGAAGGGAAGCUGAAAACUCUGGGUAGUCUUUAGCUUGCCACAUUCUGCUGGUUAAAUUUAUUCUUGCCAGCCGUUUUGUGAUGUUUUAGUUGAUCUCAAGAGACAGUAAAUAAAAUAAAAUGAAAGAUAAUUAAAACUAGAAGGAGGCCAUUUAAAUGUAAACUUAAACAUGUAGUGACUGAGGAGCAGCAAUUUCUGCUUCCCAAAAACUGCAAGAUAUUCACCUUUCCUGUAUUUAUGUACAAGGCAAUGUUUGUGAGGGGUGAAUUCAUCUCCAUAUACAAGAGAUGUUUUCUUAACACCUGAGAGGUUUUAAUUUUUUUGUCAUAGCAAUGGUUAAUCUUAAUGUGAAACAAAAAUGGAAAUUGUUAAAUGUGCACAUAAGAGUACAUGGUUAAUGUUCUGAUUACAGCCCAAAUGACCCAUAGCUUCUGUCACUGUUGCAGGAAAUAGCAUUCCAAAAUGUUUAAGAUCACUUCUUAAGUAAAUUAUACUGGGCUCAGUGCACUCAUCAUUUUCAAAAUAAUUGAGUCCUAGACAUAGGCAAAUGUGUAAACUUGCUCCACACAUAUUUUUACUGUUCACAUUUGCUAUUGCCAGACAUCUUGUUUUUAUAGGUAAUCACAUGAUUUUGAGUCCAAUUUGGAAUAAAUGAGCACAAGUAAAUUUUUUGAAAGACUAAUUGCCUGUAGAGCCUGUAGAAGCAAAGCACGCACAUCAAGUGCAAAAAUAGUUUCUUCAAACUGUGGGAGUGACCUUGUCACUCACUCAUGCUCAUUAUGCCGUGUGGCACGUAGGGCGGCAAAGUGACCUUGCGCAUAUGGUCAAAACAACUGUGUACAAUCAAAACAAUAAUAUAUGAUGAUAUUUUUAGCAUUUUAAGGCACAAAAUUGUUCAAAGUCUGGCUAAACAGUUCAAGGAAUUGUUCAGUCUGGUUUGUUACUUCUUUGCACUGAACUAAUGCUUUUCUUCAUUGAAUUACCUGAAAACUGCAUUUAUCUUAGCCAAUCAGAACUGAGUAAUUUUUCAUAAAUUAUUUGUUUAAUUGAAUGAUUUAGUUUGCAAGUUAAUCAGUUGAAUGGUCAUUGUAUGAAUAGUUCUUUUUCAAUCAGGUUUAUUUUCAAAUAAUUAAGAAUUGCUGCAGCCUAACCUCCAUGCUCAUUUCACAAUAUUUAGCAUAUAUCUUAUAAAGAUGCAUUACUUUUUUGUAUCUAGAAAAGCAAGACAUUGUGACUUAUUCAAUUACACAAUAGGGUAAAUAAAACUGUGCAGCUUUGGACUGUUACUGAGUCAACUUUUUAACUCUUAUGGGUGACCAAAACAGAAUUUCUCCCUACAAUAUCAAUACAAUGUUAAGCAGACAGGUGAUGAGAAUUAAAAAAAUAUGUCAAUUUGCUGAUUAUUAGUUGAUCCAAUAUCAUUUUCUCAGAACUAACAUUAGAAGAAUUGUAUGAAAGAAAAUAAGGAGAAUUACAAAGGAAAUCUGGGAGUGAAAGGGUUAAUCUUGAUAUAACUCAGAACUUAAUAAAUUUCAGGUUAUUAUGACAUUGCUAUUCAUGAUAGUUCCUGUUUGCAUCAAACUUUGUGGUUUGGUUUUGGUUUUGAAAAAUUAUUUAUCUUAUCACAGGUUAUAUGCAUUCAUAAAUGUAUGCACACAUGAGUUUUAUUCAAAGCACUUCUAAAGGAAUUACAAAAAGAAUCACAUAAAUGUAAAGAAUGCCUCAAAAAUGGAGUGUUUAUGGUGGAAUCUUAAAAUAAACUCCUCAAAGCAAUAGGAGGUACUUAAAACCCACUAAAAUUGAGUGCCUGGGAACUGACUUGGGCAGAUUGUUCUAAUGGUUGACAAUCUUAACAGGUUGAAGAAACAAGGAUAUCUGUGUAUGGGAUGCAAAUUCAUUGAACUAUUUUAUUGAUUUUUUCUACAGUUUAAGCAGAUUUCCCAUGCCUACGAAGUAUUGUCCGAUGAAAAGAAAAGGAGCAUUUAUGAUGAAGGAGGAGAAGAAGCUCUUAAUGGUGGUCCGGACAUUGGUGGGUUCCAUUCCCCAAUGGAUAUUUUUGACAUGUUCUUUGGCACAGGGCAUGGACAUCCCAGAGCACGUCAAGAACGUAAAGGAAAGGAUAUGAUACACCAGCUCAAGGUACACGUGGCUCACUUAAUCAUGAAAUUUCAUCCUGAAAAACGUUUUCAAAAUGUGUUUAGCUGUUGGCAGGAUUUGUAUGGGUCCUGAAAAAUCUGGAAAGUCAUGGAAUAUGAUAUUGACAUUGGAAAGUGAUUUCAGAUCCUGGAUUGUCCUGGAAAUCUGCUUAACUCAAGAACUCUAAAGAUUUCAGAAUUGAAGUUAUAACAAUGGUAUCUAAAGCAUUUGGAAAACUGAUUUUGAAAUCUUGGGGAUGAAAGGGAUUGAGGUGAAAUUUUUAGUCCUAGAAAAUUCAAUCUAAGUCCUGGAAAAGUCCAUAAAAUUUGUUUCUAAAAGAAGGUACAAAUUUACUGUGAAACUUAGAAAUUGGUGAACUCAAGAAACAUGUGUUGAACCGGGGUUUCAAUAGAUUUUAAGUGGCUGUGGAUGGGGAAAUAGGCAGCUGUGUUGUAAGGUGAAACCCAAACACAAGAGCCUGCCUGCAGGCUAAACAGACCGCUGUUAGAGGUCUGUAGCCAUUUAACUCCCAGAGGUGAUGAACAUGUAACUUCUCCCUAUAAUAUUCACACAUUAUCCAGCAAACAGGUAAUGAGAAUACUCAAAUUUAUCAGGUAGUAGUUGUCAUCUUGAUCUAACACUAAAUUCUCGCAAUUAAUUUAUGAGGAAAUGUGUAGCAGCCAUUGGGGAGAAUUAACAAUCAGAUCUUGGGAGUUAAAGGGUUAAGGUGGUAGUAUACAGCUGGGAUAGAGUUGCAUUGCAAGGAAAAAUUAUUUAGGCACCAGAAAUGGAAAAUGUUACAUGUAGCAUUAUAAAAUAAUUCACAAAGUACGCGUGCUCUGAUUGGCCAUAAAACCAUUUUACAUGAGCGUAUUUAAACACGGUUUUCGUUCCUCUUUCAUUAGUUAUUUUAUAAAAGAAAUGUAAAAUGGUUUCUGUGUUUACAUAGCCUGAUGUAAACACGCGGGAGGUUGGGAGGACAUGAGAUAAGUGUAGGAAACCAUGAUGCAAAGCGGAGAGGUUUCCAGCUUAUCGAGAGUUCUCCCAACCUCCCGCGUGUUUACAUCAGGCUAUGUAAACACAGAAACCAUUUUACAUUUCUUCAUUGUUGAAAGUAUAAAAUGUCAUUUUUAGGCCUGAAAGGUCAGGGAUUGUUUGUGGGGCAAGGGAAACUACUUAAGACACAUCUUUGGAGAACUUGCAAAGUAAAGAAUGUUUCAGUGGCACAAACACUUUGAAAUUAAUUUCUCCAUCACAGGUCAUGAGAUGUAUUAAAAAAAACUGGGAAAGUUCAUGAAAAGCUUGUAGUUAAUGUGUAUUUCUGAUGUUGUGUUCAACUUGUACUGUGCUACCUUUGUUGUGCUGGUACUAGAUGGUAAAUAACUGUAAGCAAACUAAAGUAGAACAUAGAAUAUAUGUAGUGGGUUAUUUGUUCUAACCUGCAAACUCCUAAGAUCUAAUUAUUGAUUCUCUACUCUAGCUGCUACACAUUUUCUUUUAAAUUGAUCACAAGAAUUUGGUGUUAGAUCCAGUUAACAACAUUAACCUAAUAAGUUAGAGCAUCCUCGUCAACUGUUUGCAGAAUUAUUGAAGGGUAUUAUAGUGAGAAACUACUUGAUAAUCACUUGUGGGAAUCAAAGGAUUAAAAGAAGCCUUCAACUGAAGAACAUGCAUUCACUAUUAGUGUUCAGGGCUGGGUUGUUCAAAGCUGGGUUUAGUGUGAAAUUGGAUUUCAGUUCUGGAAGUUUUAAAGGAAAAUUCAGUAUGAUUCUUUUUGUCAACAAUUUUGAUGAUUGGAUGCUCUAUAUAGAGAAGAGAAAAUGAUCUCAGAAAGGCUAUCGAACAAAGAAGUAUAGAAACCCAGAUUAAAAUUUAACCCUUGGUUAGCGCUAAUCAGCUUUUGAAAAACUGGGCCCAGACCUGUAUUCAUUGAGCACAAACUGCUGGGUGGGGUUUUCAUUUUUUUUAUCAUUUCACAAUAGCAAUGUUUUGUUAAUAGUAUUUAAUUCAUGAGCACUCUUUGUACAUUAUAUUCAGUAUACAUGUGCAUUUUUUUCUUUUUUUGCCAGGUGUCCUUGGAAGACAUGUACAAUGGUUCUACAAGACAACUUGCUUUGCAAAAAAAUGUCAUCUGUAGCAAGUGCGAGGGAAGAGGAGGAAAGAGGGUGUGUAUUACUGGUAGAAAUUUUUUUUGAAAACUUACCAUUUCCACAAUAUUUAGAAGUAGUGUUGCAGUAGUGUUCCAUUGAGCUUACUGGGUCACUGAUUUGAAAUUUUAUCAAUUAUGUUAAAAUUAUAAUAAUUUUAAUCAUAAUAGAGAAGGAUAAUUUAUUCUGUGGUAAUAAUUUAAAAGGCAGUCUGAAUUGUCCUACAUUCCAUAUUAUAUUCAUCAACUAAAAAGGUUUCCUAAUAAAAAUUUUGUUUAAGUUGUUUUUGUUGUUAUUGUUGUUGUUUUUUUUUUCCCCUCAAAGUGGUGAGGCUGCUCAUAAUUGAUAAUGGCAGCAAGUUUCAUAAAUCAAAUGACCAAAUGUACUAAUAUUUCCAUAAACCAAACAGCCAAAUAAUAAUAAUACAUGUAAGCGCAUAUUAAACCACACAAAGGCAUGAUUCCUUAGCAUAGAACAGUUGAUAUUUGGAUCAAUUUGAAGGGGGUUGUGUAGAUAAGCAGCAAUCAUAACCAGGAACAUUUUGCUGUUUGCAGGGUUCAGUUGUAAGUUGUAAUACUUGUCAUGGCAGUGGAACCAGGGUCAGGAUCAAUCAAAUUGCACUUGGGAUGGUUCAGCAAAUUCAGACACAAUGUAGGGACUGCAGUGGAACAGGAGAGAGAAUAGCAGGUAAUUGCAUGCUGCACAUAAGCUUGGUGACCCAUGUGGCUGGAGAUAACUGUAGUUUUUCAAGCUGGAUGGGACCAAGAACCAGUUUUUAAGGGUCAAGUGAUGUUAUUAUCCAAUGGAUAAAUGGCUAUCCAGAGGAUAAGUGUUCAGAAAAUGCACAGUGCCAUGUCCACCAUGCCUAGCACCAGUUGUUGAAAGGUUGGGGUAAUGCUAACCACUGGGCAAAUCUCUACUUAGUGGAUGGGGCAGUGCAUUUUUUUUAACACUACUCUGCCGGGUAGCGAUUUACCUGCUGGAUAGGGUUGUCCUCCCAGAAGUAUUGAUCCUCUCUCUGAAUUGAAUGCCAGACCAUAGCAAGUUACCUCUAAGCAUUGUGUCAAGUAUUUUCAACAGCACUUGUGUACUCAUCUAUUUGUGUACCCACCUUAUAAGGGUGUGGAGGGGCACUGAAAUAUUGAGUAUUUUGUAUCACUGCAUUCCUUAAGGGUUGGUUGCUUCCCUUGAGAUUAAGAAUCAUUUUUAUCUCGAAGGCUAAGCACAAAACAGCAGAACAAUUAGAUGGUGAUGUGUUUUUUGUUGUCGAAGGCUAAGUGCAGGAUUUAAGUUUCCAUAAAGAAGUGUGAAAAUCUUUUUUAACUUAAAGCUAAGCUGAAAUCAGUAAAGCAAAUUGGUGGAAUGGUGAUUGUUUCUUUUUUGGUGUGCAGGUUUUAAGGUUACUUACUGAAGAGUAAGAAUUACUUUUGUUGUGAAAGCUAAGCUUAAAACAGUAAAGCAAAUUGGCAGAUGUUUUUAUUAAAAUGUAGGCCAAAUGCAAGAUUUGAGGUUACUUAUAGAAUGUUGCAAUCAUGUUAAAGCAUUGUAUUAUUAUUUGAAUGCUUCAGGAAUGUCAGUAGAGUUGUAGAGUCAUUUUGCUUCGUUGUGUGCUGUUGUUGUUGUUGUCGUUGUUUUUUUUUUCCUGAGAUAUGAAACUAUUACACAGUAAAUCAUUCAACAAAUUAGUAAUAACCACUGCAAUGUGUUCUUUCUGUAGAAAAGGAUCGUUGUAAGAACUGUCAGGGUAAAAAGACAGUCAAAGAACGUAAAAUCCUGGAGGUGCAUAUCGACAAAGGAAUGAAAGAUGGUCAAAAGAUCACAUUUUCCUCAGAGGGAGACCAGGAACCUGGUGUUGAACCAGGUGACAUCAUUAUCAUUCUUGACGAAAAGCCUCAUCCAGUUUUCCGGCGAGAUGACAUGGACCUGCAUAUGAAAAUGGUAUGUUAAUGAUCAUGGCCCGCUGUUCGAGGAGUAGAUAACGCCAUCCAUUGGAUAAAUUGCUAUCUGGUGGAUAGCGCAUUUUGUUUUGUUAACUCUUACCUACCAGACAGCGUUACCCCGUCUUUUUUUAACUGAGCUCAGAACGGGCACAGUUAUGCAGGUUUAAAAGGGUCCCAUAAACUCUUUUUUUGUCAAAUGUUAAUUGUUAUAUUGUGGUGGUGUGCACUUCUUGGAAACCCAUAUCGGUAAUCUUCUGUCACACUCUAAAUUAGAUUAGGAAGAUUGUGCGUUGGAGUCUCUAUACCUAUGUAAUGAUUUCAAUUCUUUUGCAGGAAAUCGAGCUGGUUGAGGCACUCUGUGGCUUUCAGAAAACGAUAGAAAUGUUGGAUAAGAGGCAACUGCUCGUUACGUCUCAUCCUACAGAGAUAAUAAAACCUGGCAAGUAUUCAUGUAACCAGAAUUACGGGCGGGAAUUUUUUUCCGGGGUGUGGGGAAGUUCGAGCGUGGGAAUCAAUUUUGGUCGGCCCCGCGCCAAUUUCCCGCGCAAAAUUUCUUGGUAAAACAUUAGAAACAGUGCUGUCUCGCAAAAUAAGCGAAAAAAUGAAAUGAAACGUUCGCAGAAAUCAGUAAAAGGAGCAAAAGAAGGGAAAAGUUGUGUUAGCUAGCACGAAGUUAGCUCGAAGCGCUUUUCUUGCUUCCCCGCUCUUGAUAACUGCUCCGUGGUAUUUCUUGAACAAAAAAACUUAGUGAGUCAAAAUCUGUCAAUUACUUCUCAAUAACUUAAGCUUUUGGACUUCUGCACUGAGUUGCCACGCGUUCAGUACAACAACUAUCUGCAAAGAUGUGAACUGCUCCAACAAGUAGACAACCUGUUGUCUUCAUUUCAGGCGAAGUGAAAUGUGUUCGAGAUGAAGGAAUGCCAAAAUUCAAGAGCCCAUACGAGAGAGGAUUUCUCAUCAUAACAUUUUCGGUAAGAUCAAGAGCAUUUGUUACGUCAUGUUGACAGUAUGACACUUGAGUAAAUGAUCGCCAGUUAAAUAAGCUCUGUAUUUUUAAAGAAAUUCUCCUUGUCUAUCACAAGAAAUGUGUAGAAAAGAUUAAGGAGGAUAUGCAUACUGAUGUUAGGGUGUUCGUUUUAGAUAAACUUCCCUCCGGAUGGAUUUCUUUCUGCGGGUGAAAUCCCUAAACUAGAGCAGCUGCUGCCUCCCAGAGACGAAAGUCUCGUCCCUGAGGAUGCAGAAGAAGUCGACCUUGUAAAAAUCGACCCUCAGGAGCAAGCAAGAAGUCGUAUGCACCAUGGGGUAAGCGUAAAAAAAGGGAAUCGAGUUUCCACUCAAGCUUCCCGAUCACUGAAUUUCACGCUGCAUCUCUGCGUAUGUAUUUGUAUCUUUGCAUCACUGCAUCUGAACGUCAGAUUUCUCAUAGCUAUUGAAUUUUUGUAUGUAAACAGCCUUUGUUCGUAAGCUUUCUUGAGAAUGGUUCCAUUAAACCGACAUAUGAUCACUUAAAUCGCCCGUUUUAACCUAAAUAUGAUUACCCCAUUCACUGCAACGCUAUAACACGUUUUAAAUAUGUUUCGCGAAAUAGGGUGUGUCCUUCACAGUUGCGUAUUUCUCGACUUCAAGUUUAGCACAGUGGAAAAUACAUGCGGGUGAUUACUUGAACCCUAUUUAAAAUCCAGUUCUUCAGCUUUCUUUAUCUGAUUUUUAUUUGGCCAAGCCUGGUUAAACCUAGAGUACGAGCAGUCCCCCCUGUUUUCACGUGUCAAAAAAAUUGACAAAAAAAACUGAUGUUAGCUCGCCGCGCGGAAGUUUGAGAGAGAGGCGCACAAAAAUUAGGUACUUUACGUGCGCCUCGCCUCCAGAGGUCCAUGUGGCGUGCCAACGUUAAUUUCUUUUUUUUUCAUCUUUUAUUUUUCUGAUUCGCACCACGAACCUCGCCGAAAUGGAGGGACUACCCCCUAGUGUAGAUUAAACUAAAGGUGUUUUUCUGGUGGGAAAGGGGGAUAAGUUUGUCAUCAAGAUGUCAGUUAGAGUCCUUUUCCUUUAGUAAAUCUAACUGCAUGACGGUUUAUUUGCUUUUCAGGGCUUUCAUGACGAUGAUGAAGACUAUGGCCCACCAAGAGGAGGGGUGCAGUGUCAGUCACAGUAAAUUUUAACUCAAAAUUGUUCUCCAGUACACGCUUCAAUAUGAUAUUCCUCUGAUUUAAUAAAAAUGAAAACUUUCUCUUCUCUUGCUUUAGGCUACAUGUAAGUAAGUAGUGUAACAAUGACCCGGACUAAAAAAUGGAUACGUCUGAUUAAUUUAAUAUUCACCGACAUGCAUUUUACGCUCUGUUUCAAUUAUUUUGUGUUUUUUCCAUAGUGAUAAUUUUCCUUUUUGAAAAGUGAAAUGGUUUGUUUUCCAACAUGGCUUAAAAAUGGGUUGCUUUGUACAUUUCUGUUUGCAUUUGUUUUAUGUCGGCCAGGCUUACAGCUGUCCGAAUAGAACGCAGGAGACACGCUCGAAGGAGGAGUCUGACCCCUUCCAGCGUGCCUUCUUGUUCGAAAUAUAACCCAGGCUCUCUCGUGCAUAUACCUUCGUGUUUCCGCAUGUCAGUCCAAAUUACUCGCGACAGCCUUAAAUUGGGAAGGUGCUGACGAAACUAAUUUUAUUUUUUAGUUCAUUUCCCGCCUUUCGCAGUUUGGAAGGGUAUUCUUCCUUAAAUUUGAGGGCUUUUACAUAACUUUUGUUCCUAUAUAAUACAAUAAUCACUAAAAAGUAAAUGAGGAUUCACAUCGUUUUACAAAUAUGUUUUUCCUUUUUUUCUUUCAAACUUGCUCGUAACUUUUAUGUUAGUAUUAAAGGAGCAAUGAUGAUCAGAUUGAGGUAACUCCUAAUUCAGGCGAGGUCAUUUUUUGGCCUUUGUUAUGGAUCCUGGAUCCUCGAACAUCUUUGAAAGAUAUCGAGAAAAAUCAUUAAAUCUGAUUUUUUGAUGCACUAUGUUGAGUUCUGCUUAGAGUAGUUUAGGAAAUAAAAUUUCAUUUACCAAGUAGUUAUAUGUAUUAUUUAUUUAGCUUACUGUCGUAAAUAGAAAUUUAAAAAGGCGAGGUUUCCCUAAAAUGGUUGUUGCAUGGGGCACCUUUCGGCGUGUACUUUGUAAUAUAUGAAAUAAAAAUAAAGUCAGUUUUGAAAUAAC